AUGGCAUCCCCUGAUCCUGAAGUUAUGGCUAACAAACUGGUGGACUAUGAAGAUGCAGACAACUCUAUUGUUGAUCAUGAAGAUGACAUUGAUAUUGAAUUUAAUAGACGUGGCUCAGGUGAUUGGAGACCACAUGGAACCCGAGGUUUGAACUUGAAACCAGAGCCUUUCAACGGCAGUGACGAUUGGCAGGAGUAUAUCUCCCAUUUUGAAGUGUGUGCUGAACUUGGAAGAUGGAAUGAUCACGAGAAGGUCCUGGUCCUAGCAGUAUGUUUACGAGGCCCUGCCCGCACAUUCUACAUAAGUCUCCCUGCAGAGUUCAGACAGCCGUACAAUAUAUUAAUUACCAAGCUUGAGCAGAGAUUUGGGAGCUCUCGACAGCAGAACCGGUGGCUCUCCAAAUUUGAAUCCAGGCGACGUAAACCAACAGAAUCUAUAGCUACCUUGGCUGAUGAUAUUCGACAGAUGUCCCAGAAAGCUUACCCAAACCUCGAUGCUUUGGCUCAGGAACCUCUUUCCAUUAACCAACUUUACAAAAGCAUAUCCCUCGAGAUGAAAUGCCGUUGCAUUGACAAAGAUUGUCAAACGAUUGCUGACGCAGUAGAAGUCAUUGAGCGAUAUGAAGCUGAUUUGGAGGACGGAGAAAAACGUAAACAACCUGUCAGAGCCCUAGGUAGCGAUGAUAAGGCACCCAGGAAGACACAGGGCAGUCCCAGUGUGUCCCAGACAGAGAUAUCGGAAACCUUGAAAGCUAUACUGUCAAGGCUUGAGAAAUUAGAGUCUGGUCAGUCAUCGAGAUUUAAUGGCAGACAGAAUCCACAUACGAGAGCCUGUUUCAUUUGCCAAGCCCCAGAUCAUUUUAUGAGGGAAUGUCCUAGGAAUCAGCAAAAUCAGAAUACUGGCAAAUCGCGUUGCUCCAAUAUGCCUGGCUCAUACAACCAGGGAAACUUCAGACCGUCGACUCAAUAG
Ostrea edulis (European flat oyster) is the source of this 969-nucleotide messenger RNA. RefSeq lists its product as uncharacterized. Gene Ontology annotation, molecular function: zinc ion binding; nucleic acid binding. The transcript has a single exon. The record is from RefSeq and is a predicted model, not a curated record. Bases 1 to 969 code for a protein of 322 amino acids. Lineage: Eukaryota; Metazoa; Mollusca; Bivalvia; Ostreida; Ostreidae.